Penicillium samsonianum is the source of this 885-nucleotide messenger RNA. Its product is annotated as class I SAM-dependent methyltransferase. The transcript has 4 exons. Lineage: Eukaryota; Fungi; Ascomycota; Eurotiomycetes; Eurotiales; Aspergillaceae. The record is from RefSeq and is a predicted model, not a curated record. The annotation marks the transcript as partial.
ACGAGCUCGGCUUAUCCCUCUAACAUGGCCAAAGCUGAGUCCGAUCUCAGAUCCAUCCUCGAUGGUGGUUUCGAUCCUCAGCAGUUCCCCUGGUACGAACCAGAGUUGAUUGAAGUUCCUGAGCCAGCAAAGUCUCUGCUGGAGAAGUACAGCAAAAUCCCGCCUGGGCAUGAGGUGGAACAUGUGAAGAAAGUGAGAGAUAGAGCGUUCGCUGUGUUCCCGUACCCUUGUAUUGGAUCAUUCCGGUUCCUGGACUUGAGUAUCCCACAAUCACCGCUAUACGCUGAGGUCCUUGAUAGACUGAAGUCCGGCCAGAAGCUGCUUGAUGUCGGAUGUGCCGUUGGACAAGAGCUGCGUCAACUGGUCUUCGACGGCGUCCCCUGUGAGAACCUCUAUGCUUCAGACCUGCGCCAAGACUUCUACGACAUUGGGUACGAUCUUUUCAACGACCACGGUCACCUCAAAGCCCAGUUCAUUGUAGCAGACGUAUUCGAUGACAACUCCGAUCUAGUCAAGAACCUGGCAAACAAAAUUGAUAUUGUGAACGCCGCUUCGUUCUUCCAUCUUUUCAACUGGAACCAGCAGGUCCUAGUUGCAAAGCGGAUCGUCGGGCUACUCCAGGAUAAACCCGGUUCCCUUCUAAUCGGCCGACAGAUUGGUUUAGUGAAUCCUCCACCUCCGGAAGAUAAGGAGGCUGCUGGGGAGCACUACCGUCAUGAUCCUGCUACGUGGAAGAAGUUCUGGGAGCAGGUGGGUGCUGAAACGGGGACGAAAUGGGAGGUUGAGACUCGGAUGGAGAAGUGGGCUGGGGCGGACAAGACGAUGAAAGACUAUCAUGAGGGGAUGGAUACUUUCAAGCUGCGGUUUAGUGUUCGGAGGCUGUAG